Molecule: messenger RNA, 1519 nt
Organism: Halteromyces radiatus
Lineage: Eukaryota; Fungi; Mucoromycota; Mucoromycetes; Mucorales; Cunninghamellaceae
Product: rhomboid family-domain-containing protein
Exons: 2
Coding region: 64-1377 (437 amino acids)
Biological process (GO): proteolysis
Cellular component (GO): membrane
Molecular function (GO): serine-type endopeptidase activity
Source: RefSeq, a predicted model, not a curated record
UUUUUUCUUUUUAUUUUUUUUUUUAUUUUUUUUUUAUAUAAAAAAAGGUACUCAACUCAACAAAUGGGUCGUCCAAGUUCUUCUUCUUAUCAUAGAGCAAACUCAUUUGCUACAAACGAUAUGCCUAAUACCUCACAAUCUAUCCAAGGAUCAUCUUCAAACUUGCCACAAUCUCAAGAUCAUCAGCACCUUUCAAACGGUCCACCACCUCCACUACCUAAUCAUCAAAUGUCAUCGCCUUCACAAUCAUCUCAUCCUGUACCACCUAGAAAACUUACCAAUGAAUAUUAUCCAACUGAUAUUGAAAUGCAAAACAGAGCAAUGUCACCUCAGUAUCAACAACAACCAAUGUAUUACAACAAUAUGUAUCCACCACCACAACAACAACAACAACCAGUCUAUUUAUAUCCACAAGAAGAUAUAUACAAAGGUCAUCCUCUGAAACGUGCACUUUUAGGUCCGAUACGACAACCCAUCUUUAGUCAUCUUAGUGCAUUGGCUAUGCUAGGUGUACUUAUUUAUGAACUUGUACGCAAUUACCAAUUGACAAGCAGUGUGAUCCAAACUCAACCCAUGUUUAACGUGAUGAUUGGUCCUUCUUUUUCUGUCCUCAUUAAUAUUGGAGCCAAGUUUACUCCUUGUAUGCGUGCUUUACCCAAUAUCUCAACAUCCAACGUAUAUGGACAAUGUUUUGGUCCUAAUGAUACUUGUACCUUAUCUCAAAUGUGUGGUCUAUCUUCUCUGACAACGAUCCCCAAUCAAGCAUACCGAUUCGUGUCUCCGAUCUUUAUGCAUGCCGGUAUUGUCCACUUUUUACUCAAUAUGUUAACUCAUCUUCGACUUGGUGUGGAUCUCGAACGUAGUCUUGGAACUCCUCGAUAUAUGCUUUUAUAUAUGGCGUCUGGUAUCUGGGGGUUUGUGCUUAGUGCCAUGUUGGCGAAUGAAAAUACCGCAUCUAUGGGUUGUUCGGGUGCACUCUUUGGUUUGAUUGGCUAUAUGUUUAUUGAUGUUUUAAUCAAUUGGCGUGUGAUUCAACAUCCUUGGCGUGAACUCAUCAGUUUAUUUAUCUCCACUAUUAUCUCUCUUGUACUUGGUCUCUUACCUGGUCUGGAUAACUUUGCCCAUCUUGGUGGUUUUGUCGUUGGUUUGGUCAUGGGUCUUUUGAUUGCUCCUACUCGUCCUAUGGCAACAAAGAAUAUUAUAUUUCUUACUUGGAUCGGUCGGAUUAUCGCAUUGGCUAUCAUCAUUGUCAUGUUUGUCGUUGGUAUCAAACAAUUUUAUGAAUCUCCUGACCCUUCUUUGAUCUGCCCAAAUUGUAGGUAUUUGAGUUGCUUACCAGUGAAUGGUUGGUGUGACAAUUAUCAAACUCGGUCAUAGCUAUAGUAUAGAUAUAUAUCAUCAUUUAUCCAUACAUUAUUUACUUUAUAUACAUGUUCAAUUUUUUAUUCCCUCAAAACAAUAAAAUAUACUUGUUUCUUUUUUUACUAUCUAUAAAGGAAAACAAUAAUUACAAUGGAAA